GUAGCUCAGUUGGCAAGAGGAAUGUUGAGAGUACCUCUCAUGAGGUCAGCCUUUGCGCCUCCCGGAUUCGAUUCCUGCGGCUGGUUCCUGAAUUUGCCUCCUCAUGGUGUGUGGAUAGCAUCACAGGGCGUGGGAUUAGUCGUGGACUGGGAAACGGACGCGGACACCCGGCGUUAUUCAAAAGAAAGAAAAAAAAAUUAAAACUUCAAAUCGAAGAAAAGCUAUUUCCCACACGUACCGGCGACGCUGAUAUUCUUCUCCAGCCACGUAGCCUCCCCAGUGGGUGCCGCGUCCAAAAAAGCCGUCUCUAGAUCUCCCUUCCUUUACGAAUGACUUCGCCCCUGCUCAAACCCCUUAAUAAAUACCGAGCUACUCUCCCUCUGCACUUCCCCCCAUCACUUGCAUCCUUUCAAUCAAAAGCAAUCACCGAUUCUCGCCGGAGAAACGGACGGGUACCCAGUUCCAGAUAUCUGAGGAAGUUGAGUGUGAGCACAUAAGCAUUUACAUUACCACGUUUCAACAAAUAUCAAGAGAUGGUAGACAAUUCUGAAAUUGUGCAAAAGGGAAGUGGAAAGGUGGAAAAGGAAGAACUACAUGUCAAACUUAAGAGCAAGGAUGAAGAACAUAAUGAAGUGAAAGGGAAGACUGAGGUGGAACUUGAAUUGAAAACCAAAUCUGCUGAGAAAGAAGAGGUGAAAAAAAAGGAGGAUAAGAAAGAGAAACAUAAAGGGAAAGAUGAGGGUAAAUUGACGGACAAGGAAAAAGAGUCCAAUAAGAAAAAAGAGGGAAAGAAGAAGGAUGAAGAUGAAGAUGAAGGACAGAAGAAAGAGAAAGUUGAGGGUAAAAAGAAGAAAAAAGAGAGUGAGGAUGAUAUAAAUGAAGAGCCCAAGGAGGAAGAUGAAGCUAGAAAAACCAAGGAAAAAGACGCAAAGAAGAAAGACAAAAAGGAGAAAAAAGACAAGGAGAAGAGAAAGGACAAAGAUGGAGACUCAAAGAUACAAGAGGAUGAAGAGAAACACAAAGAGAAAGUGAAGGAGGACAAUGAAGCAAAGGAAGAGAAGGAGAAGAAGAAGCAUGAGGAUGGGAAAUGCAAGGAGAAGGAUGAUGUGAAGAAGGAGGACAAAAAAGAGGAGAAAGAAAAGGUCAAGGAUAAAGAAGACAAAAUAAUAGGAAAAUCCAAGGAAGAAGAAGAGAAAGACAAGGCCAAAGAGAAAGAAGAAGAAGUAGAAGGCAAAAAAGAAAAGAAGAAGAAGAAAGAUAAGGAGAAGAGAGAGAAGAAGGUCAAGGAUAAGGAGGAGGAGAAAGUAGGAGUUAAGGAAGAAGAAAAGAGAGACAAGGACAAAGAAAAAGAAGUUGAAGAUGAUGAAAAGGAUGAUAAGAAGAAGAAGAAGAAAGAUAAGGAGAAGAAAGAGAAGAAGAAGCACAAGGAUGAAGUGGAUGAGGGUAACACUCAGGUUACCUCAAGAGAGAUUGUAGUAGAGGAGGAUGUGAAAGAAGUAGGCAAGAAAGGUGGGGAGAAGAAGCAGGAAGAGAAGGGUGAGGAAGGAAAGAAGAAGAAAGGAAAAGAGAAGGAGAAAGGUGAGAAGAAAAGAAAACUUGAUGGGAAGGACAAGGGAAAGGAUGUUGGCAAGCUGAAGCAGAAGUUAGAGAAGAUAAAUGGUAAAAUAGAAGCUCUUGUGGAGGAGAAGGCAGAUAUAAUGAGACAAAUAAAAGAAGCUGAGGCUGAGAGUCCAGCCCUUGCUGAAAAGCCCAAAGAUUCAGCUGUGGCCACAGCCGAUGCAGCAGCAUAGCACUGUGCUGAAGAUGCAGAUGCUACCUGUUCAACCUCUACCGGUGCUGUUAAUAAUUUAAUAUAUGAGCGUGGUUGUGAAUAAAAUGUGUUUUCUGCUUUCUGACUUCCAAAAAAUGUUACAUUAUUGUUCCUAUGUUGUACAAAUUUUGUGCUCUGGUUGCCCAAACAAUAGGCAGGAAAAACUCAUCUUAUGCGGCUGUACUAUGUUCUGGUGUAUGGAAGUGUUCACUUUUGUGAUUC
Malania oleifera is the source of this 2032-nucleotide messenger RNA. RefSeq lists its product as uncharacterized. The transcript is spliced from 2 exons. NCBI's taxonomy places the organism in Eukaryota, Viridiplantae, Streptophyta, Magnoliopsida, Santalales, Ximeniaceae. Bases 534 to 1790 code for a protein of 418 amino acids. The record is from RefSeq and is a predicted model, not a curated record.